Penicillium pulvis is the source of this 888-nucleotide messenger RNA. RefSeq names its product acetate uptake transporter family protein. Gene Ontology annotation, cellular component: plasma membrane. Gene Ontology annotation, molecular function: acetate transmembrane transporter activity. The record is from RefSeq and is a predicted model, not a curated record. The transcript has 3 exons. Bases 1 to 888 code for a protein of 295 amino acids. Lineage: Eukaryota; Fungi; Ascomycota; Eurotiomycetes; Eurotiales; Aspergillaceae.
AUGUCUGCCCCCGCGACCCACAACGGUGCCCUUGAGAAGGACGUUGGCGAGAUUGCGCCUCAGCACUCCGCCGAGACUAGCGCCCCCAUUCAACCUCAGCUCACCCACGAGCAUGACGUCGCUCGCGCCGCUGCCCGUUUCGGUUAUGGACCCCUGGCUCACGUCAACACCGCUGAGGCUCAACUCCGUCCCUUCGGUGGUGAGUUCCAGCCCGGUCUGUACAAGCCCGUUGAGGGCCGCAAGUUCGGUAACCCUGCUCCUCUGGGCCUGUGCGCUUUCGCCCUGACCACUUUUGUGCUGAGCGCAAUCAACAUGGGUGCGGCUGAUAUCACUGAGCCCAACAUUGUUGUCGCUUUGGCUUUCGGUUAUGGUGGUCUUGUCCAGCUGCUGGCUGGCAUGUGGGAAAUGGCUGUUGGUAACACCUUUGGUGCUACCGCUCUGUCUUCGUAUGGUGGUUUCUGGCUCUCGUUCGCUAUCGUCUUGACCCCUGGUGGGUUCGAGAUUGCAUCGAGCUUGGGUGGCGCGAGCAGUGAGAACUUCAACUAUUCCUUCGGUCUGUUCUUGAUGGGUUGGUUCAUCUUCACCACUAUCCUGCUCUUCUGCACCCUGAAGUCCACUGUUGCCUUCUUCUCACUCUUCUUCUUCCUGGACUUGACCUUCCUCCUGCUCGGUAUUGCCUACCUGCAGGGAGGAGGUACCGCCGCCAACGCCAAGAUCGCCAAGGCUGGUGGUUUGUUCGGUCUCCUGGCUGCUUUUGCCGCCUGGUACAACGCUCUUGCUGGUAUCGCCGACAACAGCAACAGCUUCUUCAUCCUACCCGUCAUCCACUUCCCCUGGUCUGCCACUGGCCGUAGCCGCCGUGACAAGACCGACCGGGACAUGGCUUAG